AUGUUUUUAGAAAACGAAGCAUUCCUUACUGCAUUAAAUAAAUUAUACCAAACCUCAACCAAAAAAGGAACAGUUUGGACAACAAUGAAGAGAUAUGUUGAUUCAGAUUCAAACUUUCAAAAGAAAAAAGCAGAUAGAAUUAAUCCAGAAACUACAGAAGAAGAAAUUAAAUGUUUAGUAAGAUCAACCAAUGGAAAAAAGAAAAUUUCGACAAUAGUUUUACUUAAAGAUAUUCCAAGUUUUGAAAAGAGUUAUAAAAAUGUUUUACUUUUAAAUUUAGAUAAUCUUAAAGCUGUACCAAAAGAAAAAAAGAAACAAAUAAAUACUCAAGUUACCGCUGCUACAAAGAAAAAAACAAAUUAA
Dictyostelium purpureum is the source of this 363-nucleotide messenger RNA. RefSeq lists its product as uncharacterized. Gene Ontology annotation, biological process: SRP-dependent cotranslational protein targeting to membrane. Gene Ontology annotation, cellular component: signal recognition particle, endoplasmic reticulum targeting. Gene Ontology annotation, molecular function: 7S RNA binding; endoplasmic reticulum signal sequence receptor activity. Bases 1 to 363 code for a protein of 120 amino acids. NCBI's taxonomy places the organism in Eukaryota, Evosea, Eumycetozoa, Dictyosteliales, Dictyosteliaceae. The record is from RefSeq and is a predicted model, not a curated record. The transcript has 2 exons.